UCGGCGGGUUCAGCCUCCCAUUAUCCCACGUGAUCCUCCUCAGCAGUUCCCAGGCGGUCAGAUCGGAGAGCCGGAGACUAUGGAUCAGAGGGUUGGGUUGUUCGUUCUUCUGGCGGUGGGCCUCCUCUGCCUCGGUUUGGCCCCCGUCUCUCGGGCCCAGGAUCUUGUGGAUGACGGUCUGGACGACGAUGUGGAUGUGGAAGACGAGCUGGAUCUGGGUUUGGCCGGAGCCGAGGAGGAGCUGGAGGGCGACCUGCAGGAUGAAGCUCCACCUGCUCCUAAAACUCCUCCCACACCCAAGGUGACCUACAAGGCUCCAGAGCCGAUGGGGGAACAUUUCUUUGCUGAGUCUUUUGACCGGGGGACACUUGACGGGUGGGUUCAGUCCAACGCCAAGAAGGAAGACGCCGAUGAAGAGAUCGCCAAGUAUGAUGGUAAAUGGGCCGUGGAGGAGAUGAAGGACAGUAAGCUGCCCGGUGAUAAAGGUCUUGUCCUGAAGUCCAAAGCCAAACAUCACGCCAUCUCCGCCCAGAUGCUGCGACCGUUCAUCUUUGACACCAAACCCCUCAUCAUCCAGUAUGAGGUGAACUUCCAGUCAGGUAUCGACUGCGGCGGCGCCUACGUCAAACUGCUGACUCAGACUCCUGACCUCGACCUGGACCAGUUUGUGGAUAAGACUCCGUACACCAUCAUGUUCGGACCUGAUAAAUGUGGAGAAGAUUAUAAACUUCACUUCAUCUUCAGACACAAAAACCCCAAAACUGGAGAGUACGAAGAAAAACACGCCAAGAAACCAGACGCUGACCUCAGGACGUACUACACCGACAAGAAGACACACCUGUACACACUGGUGGUGAACCCUGACAACACCUUCGAGGUGCUGGUGGACCAGACGGUGGUGAACAGCGGCAGCCUGCUGACAGACAUGACCCCCGCUGUGAACCCCCCCGCUGAGAUCGAGGACCCCGACGACCAGAAACCCGAGGACUGGGACGAGAGGCCCAAGAUCCAGGACCCGGACGCCGCCAAGCCCGAGGACUGGGACGAGGACGCUCCUGCUCAGAUUCCAGAUGAAGACGCAGUGAAACCAGACGGCUGGUUGGAUGACGAGCCCGAGUACAUCGGAGACCCUGACGCCGUCAAACCUGAAGACUGGGACGAGGACAUGGACGGCGAAUGGGAGGCCCCUCAGAUCCCGAACCCCGCCUGUGAGACGGCCCCUGGCUGCGGCCCCUGGAAACGACCGAUGAUCGACAACCCCAGCUACAAGGGCAAGUGGAAGCCCCCGAUGAUCGACAACCCCAACUACCAGGGCGUCUGGAAACCAAGGAAGAUCUCCAACCCGGCGUUCUUCGAGGACCUGCACCCGUUCAGAAUGACUCCAUUCAGCGCCGUGGGACUGGAGCUCUGGUCCAUGACUUCCGACAUCUUCUUCGACAACUUCUUCAUCACCAAUGACCGCAGCACGGCCGAGCGCUGGGCCACCGACGGCUGGGGGCUGAAGAAGGCAGCAGAGGGCGCCGCUGAGCCUGGUCUGGCAGCUCAGAUGCUGAGCGCUGCAGAGGAGCGUCCCUGGCUCUGGGUCGUCUACGUCCUCACCGUGGCGUUACCGCUCGUCCUCAUCAUCGUGUUCUGCUGCACCGGCAAGAAGAAGAGUCCAGCGACGCCGGCAGAGUACAAGAAGACGGACGCACCUCAGCCCGACGUGAAGGAGGAGGAGGAGGGGGAGGAGGAAGAGGAGGCUGAAGAGGCGGAGAAGAGCAGAGAGAAGAGCGAGGGAGAGGAAAGUCCUGCAGAGGAAGAGGAAGCAGAGAAGGAUGAAGAGAAGGACGAAGAGAAGGAUGAAGAGCAGGAUGAAGAGAAGGAUGCAGCAGCAGAUGAGAAGUCGGAGGACGACAUUCUGCGGAGAUCUCCCAGGAACAGGAAGGUCAGAAGGGACUGAUAUCUCUGAAUCCAAAGCCCUGACCUCAACACCCCCCACUCCCCUAAAAUUCCCCCGCCCCCCCUUCUUCCUCCUCUUCUUCUACCCUUGCUCCGAGGUGAUGAAGCCUAAAUGGAUCCCAUGGAAGCAGCGAAGCCGACAGGAAACUAAAUAAGAUAUGGACGCCUGAUGAUGAUGAUGAUGAUGAUGAUGAUGAUUCCAGUAUGAACAGGACUGAGUUAGAUUAAAGGAGAUUAACUGAGAUUAACUAAAACUUCCUGCAUCAUUCCUUAACAACACCUGAGCAGACUCAAACCCACGAGACCAACGUCUCCUGUCCUGAUCGCCGCCUGCCGCCACCCCGCUAGCAAGAGCCGUGCCCGACCAACGGCCCGUUAAACAGCGUGUAAACAGUUUGUUAGUGAGUCUGCUGACAGGGGGAAAUGUGACUCUACUAGUCAUCCUACAACCUGAAGCAGCCGACCAGCAGUCACAUCAUUAGGCUUCAGCUGUCGGGAUCAUCCUGCAAACAGCCAGUAAAUCAACCUACAGUAAGAUGUUGAAUGGCCUGCUAACAGGCCUCUCAGUAGAGUAAACAGCCCACCAGCAGCUGGAGAAUCAGACAGUCAAGUAAGGCCUUAAACAGCCUGUAAACAGUUUGUAAAUUCCUCUCCAGACAGGCAGAACGUCUGGCUCUCAUGGUCCUGUUCGGGCUGCUAACAGGCUGCUAAUGCGUUAGCAUUAUCCUCCAAUCAAGCUACUGAAAGAAAAGUCAAGAUAAACCUCCAAACAAUCCAGGAAGUGCUGCCAUGACACCUGGUCAAUCACCUGUAAACAGCUUGUUAACUAGUCUCCUGACAGACAGAUAACUAACCAACAGUGUGGAGACUAGUAUCAGAUUUAUCUAACAACCCAAUGAUCCCACCAGCAGGCUGCUAGUUAGCCCGCUAAACUUCUCUCUAAUUUGCCAACCACUGUCUAAUUUACCAGCUGAAAUAGCUUGUUAGCGACAACAGUGACGUGUUGCUAAUUAGCCUACUUGACUACAGGUUAAAGUAGCAGAGCAUCAUCAACAGGCUGCUAACAAGUCCUCAGAUAAUCUAAGUAACUAGCGAUGAUCUUAACCCACUAACAGCCGACUUCUUCGUCUUCCAGGAGUCUGUAAAUUAGCCUGCUAGCAUCCUUAAAGAAAGCCACAACUUUUCAGUUAGCGUGCUGAUGUUUCAAGAAGUGAGAUGAGAACACUCCGGCUGACAUGAACUUUUCUUUCUUCUUCUUCUUCUCAUGAUGUUGUUGUGACGGACGUUCGCUGACGUUUUGUCUCCUCAGUGUUUUUGAUGUGUGUUAUUGUCCUGAUGGCAGCAGGGAAGGUCAGAGGUCAGAGGAAGGUCAGUGUAUGUUGUUGUGACUUGUGGUGAUGCGUUCAGGAACAGCUGUUGUCAGUUGCAGGUGUCAGCUGUUGGUUAGCGGAGGUGGAUCUGGUCGGACCGGUUCUCGUUCAGAACUGUGGCGUCAGCGCGGCGACGCAGCAGCAGAUGAAACUUCUUUUUAUUUGUCAGAACAAACUUUCAACAGGUCAGAGACACAAGAUGGUGACAGUAGAUUUUAUCUGCUUCACCCUCCCUCCAUCUUUUCUUCUUUGUGUGAUUUCAGUCCAAACAAACGUGACAGCAGCUCAGUUCCUGCCUCUGUCCAUCAGGUUGGCAGGAUGUGAGAGUUUCCUGGUCCUGGAUCAGUUUCACAUCGACACGUGUGGUUGAUGACGUUCACAGUAGAACCUCCUUCAGUCAGAGGAAUCGGCUGCUGUCGUGUUUGUUGCGGCUGAAAACUUGUGUCGGCAGAUGGACAGACACUCGGUCCCUCUUUCAUCAACCCCAUAUGAAAAGAAAAAGGCACUAAAGGGGAAAAACUCAGGCGCUUAACCUCAACACCUGUCCACCUGCUACACCUCUGUCACACCUCUGUCACACCUCUGUCACACCUCUGUCACACCUCUAUCAAACCUCCGCCGAUCACCGACGUCCUCCGACAUGAAUCCUGGAUCCAGGCCGGAGUUCUGCCCCAUGUUUAAAAGAGUUGGCACUUGAGCUUGAUGUUCAUUCUUAACCUCUACUUUAGACAAAAUAUCUGAACUCAAGGUCCACUUACUUUCAGCUUUCACCACAUCUCAUGCUCUUCAUCUGAGGACUGGAGUGUGCUCAGCUGUAAUCACAUGACCUCAGGCUCAGAAGCUUCAGACCUGGGUCAUGUGAUCACACUUGAGCAGACUUCAAAGAUGAGGUUGUGUUUCCAUCUGCUGCUGAUGAGUCGCGGCCGCCAUCGCCUCGACGUCGGGCUGAGAAACAGUUCCAGACGUAAAAACUCUGAAUGAGAAUCGCUUGAUUUCCUGUUUGUCCGUCCGAACGACAUUUUGUCUUCACCUUUACAGUCAGUAUAUAAACGUGUAGUGAAGGGUUUAUAACACAGUAAGAUGUGGUUGUAAAGAGGCUGCUGUUCAAACUAAACGGUCAGUCCAUCGACGGGAAACUAUUGAUGAACAUGGUUUACUGAUCAGUCGACCUCCUGACCUUCCCUCCAGCUCCACCAUCAGGAUGAAAUUUCCACUUUUCAGUUCUUGAAUAAAAAACGUGAAAAAUUCUUCCAUGAUCUUUGAGUGUAAAGACGACGUCUGUGUUCCUGUUUGUUCAUUAUGAAAAAAAAAAAACACGAUGGUUUUCUGUCCAACUUUACUUCACUGUGACCGAGUGAAAUAAAACAGGUGUGUGUGUGGAAAAGAAACGCACCUGCAUUAGUCUUGUAUCCAUGAGGUGACUGUUGAUGUGUCUGUUUCUGUCGUUGUCAGACUUCAGUUUUCCAUCCUCUAAACGUCUGUUUCCUGUUGAUGUGAGUCAGGUGAUCGGCAGGUCGACUGACUGGUCGAAGGCAGUUUGUAGAGUCUGAGGUUUUUGUCGGUGAAUUCAGAUUCGGGGCCUUGAGGUAAACCGGAGGUCCCCGCUUCCAUGUCCAGGUGACCUUUAUUUAACCUUUUAUUUUCCCUCCUCUUCUUCGGGUAAACACAAGCUGCAGUUGUUUGGUUUUGGCUGUAAACUCUGUUGCUUUUAGUCUGUUUUUUUUCCUCUGCUGUAAAUCCAGUGUUUUGGGUUUUAGGAUGAGUCUCCUCCAGCAGCAGCGUUACCUUCCCAUCGAGGACUCAUGUUUCAGUCAUCCUCUCUCUCUCUCUCUCUCUGUCUCUCUCUCUGUCUCUCUCUCUCUCUCCCUCUCUCUCUCUCUCCUCCUUUACUCUCUGAUUGUUUGUUCCCUCUGGUCGUGUCCGGCUGAAGCUGCCUGUAGCUAACAGACUGUAGACUGAACACUGUAUCUGCUGGUGAGAUUUUACAUGACUCUGUAACAAUUAACUUUUUAUUAUUUUGUUGACUUUGUGUUGAACUAAUUGGUCGGCCCAGCCUGUUUCUGAUGUACACACUAUGUAGAGAGGUGGACCUGCUGACACGCCACAGGACGGUCCAGCUUUGAAUAGAAAUACUGUGAUGAUGGAGCCUGAUGUGUGAGUGUGGACACGCAGUCAACAUUUGUUUUGAUGAAUAAAAAGGCUGAAUGGAAACUGAA
This is a messenger RNA of Seriola dumerili (greater amberjack), 5527 nucleotides long. It is a transcript of the gene canx, whose product is annotated as calnexin. The coding region runs from base 80 to 1942 and encodes 620 amino acids. The transcript is spliced from 15 exons. NCBI's taxonomy places the organism in Eukaryota, Metazoa, Chordata, Actinopteri, Carangiformes, Carangidae. The record is from RefSeq and is a predicted model, not a curated record. Gene Ontology annotation, cellular component: endoplasmic reticulum; endoplasmic reticulum membrane. Gene Ontology annotation, molecular function: calcium ion binding. Gene Ontology annotation, biological process: protein folding.